Messenger RNA from Drosophila hydei, 473 nucleotides. RefSeq lists its product as uncharacterized. The record is from RefSeq and is a predicted model, not a curated record. NCBI's taxonomy places the organism in Eukaryota, Metazoa, Arthropoda, Insecta, Diptera, Drosophilidae. The coding region runs from base 150 to 473 and encodes 107 amino acids. The transcript is spliced from 3 exons.
CUGGGACGGCGGCAUAGUAAUUAUUAUUAUACACGUUGGCAAAUAUUUGCAGUCGAAGCUCUCGAGCUCGGCUUUACCGAUUCGACUAUAAAAUGUGGAAGAAUAUUUAGUGUUUGGAUCAGUCUCAAUUCAAUUAGCUCAAGACGAAGAUGAAGACACUCACUCGCCUAAUUAUCUGUUGCUGUGUGCUGCUGCAGCUGCUUGGGUCAAUUCAGGCUGGACUCUUUCUCAGCCGAAAUGGAUAUAUCUACUGCAAAUGGGCCAAUCGGCGAAUCUGUGAUAAGUUCGGGGCCAUAUGUGUCUCGUAUACCGAUAAUGCGAUGAGCUAUUGCAAGAAUUACAAAAACGAAUGCCAAUUUAUGAUUGAUAAUUGUCUGUCUAAAACCGAAUUCGGUCGCCAGGGAACCCCAGUGAGUUUCUCUCCAGGCUGCAAGAAUCUUGGUAUCAACCAAAUGGGCAUCUGCGGCACAUAA